Molecule: messenger RNA, 453 nt
Organism: Paramecium pentaurelia
Lineage: Eukaryota; Ciliophora; Oligohymenophorea; Peniculida; Parameciidae
Source: the annotation of a GenBank genome assembly
AUGGAUCAGAGUGCAUUCUUAUACGAUAAUUUACCUCAACCUUUAGAGAAUAAUGACCUGAUGUCUGAAGAAUGUCAUCAAUACAUUUCUAAAAUGAAUUUAAAUAAAACCUUAUUUAGAAUUCAAAGUCCUGAACCUUCAAUUCAAGAUGACUUUCUCUAAAAUGAAAUUGACUAAUCUUUUGAUGUAGAUUUCAUGUAUGUAAAUGAUGAGAAUAAAUGUCCUUAUGAUUAAGAUGAAGACAUUUAAUGUUCUAAAAAGAUUUAAAAAGCAAAAAAAUUAAAAAAGAAGAAUAAUGAUAAAAGAGGACCUUUGUCUGAAAAGGAAUUUAUAGAAAUAAUGAAAAAAUUGGAAUAGUGCCAGUAAGUUAUGAAUAUGAUUGACAAUAUGACUAUGAUAUUAAAUGGAUUUAAGCACUAAUUAUAGAAACAAAGGACUCCAAGUCUUAACUGA